AUGGCGGACCACUGUGACGAAAUUGACUGCUGUCCUCUCUGCAUGGAAGAGCUGGACAUCACAGACCAGACGUUUAACGCGUGUCCGUGCGGGUACCAGGUCUGUCUCUGGUGCUGGCAUCAGAUCAAGAACGAGUACAAUGGACUGUGUCCAGCCUGUCGUCAGCCGUACGCAGAGCUAUCGAAGCAGAAGAAUCCACUGGACCGAGACGAAGUUGUACGACGCACCAAGCAGCGCAAGCAGAAGGAGAAGAAUGAGCGACGCUCGGCGGCACAGACGAAGCAGUCGAGCGGGAACCGCAAGAGUCUGCAGAACGUGCGCGUGAUGCAGCGCAAUCUGGUGUACGUCAUUGGACUGCCCGUGCCUUUUGCUGAAGAGGACGUGCUACGCUCGAACGAGUGCUUUGGCCAGUAUGGGAAGAUUGUCAAGGCUGUGGUGAACAAGUCGCAUUUGAGUGCAGACAGAGCAAACGCAACGGCCAGUGCCUAUAUUACAUUUGCUAGCAAGGAGGACGCACUGUGUUGCAUCGUGGCAAUUGACGGAUAUUACCUGGAUGGAAGCAUGCUGCGGGCCUCGUUUGGGACAACCAAGUAUUGCAACUUUUUCUUGCGAAAUAUGCAGUGCAACAAUCCGGACUGCUUGUACUUGCACGAGCUUGGCGACGAGGAUGAUAGCUUUACAAAAGAAGAAAUGCAAACUGCAUUACAUUCUGGAAAAGCAGCAUUUCGAGAUGCGGCGACAGCAAAUGGACUGGCAGAAGAGCGAGCAGGGUCCCGGUUUCCAUCGCCGCAUAGACCUAGCGCAUCAUCAUCCAGGGCAGGAAUGGUUGCUAGGGCAAGAUCUUCGAGUCCAGCAAGAGCAAGCACGUUAGCCAGAUUACACAACGAAGAGGUCUACGGAGAUACACAGCGACAUGCACAGAGCGCAGCAGCGAUAUCAAAGCUUAGACGAGCGACAGGCGAUUUCGACAAUAGUUCAGGGUCUUCGUCGGCAGAUCACGUCUGCGGAGCGGCAGCACAAAACACAACAGCAACACACAACACAAAUUGUCCACCUUUGGCACGGGAAAAUUCGUACAGCAAAAUAGUCGCUGGAGGGCAACGUAGCAGUCACACAGAUGUGGCAGCACUCGAUCCUAUGCCAAACAAGAAACCACAGUUGUGGGUCGACAUUUCACGGGAAGACACAACUCGCGCGGUGGACGCUGUGGUAAGCCCGUUGGAGGCGCUGAAAUUGGCGACAGGAUCAUCAACUGAACAGCCAGUGUGGGCACAACCAUUCCCGACUCCAUCAGCAUCACAGCAUGAAAGUGAGUGGCAUACUACCACUAGCAGUAGCGCCCCGGCAGGCGUUUACAGUCCCUUUGGCCUUGGGUUUGAUGGCGGCAUUCAUUGUGCAGGUAGCGUCGGAGAGAUUGGGACGAAGUCGCCAGCGCCCAGCGACGUCUGGGGAUCCUCAAGUACGAUGGACAAUGCUCUCAACUCGUUUCCGUCUGCGACCUCGUCGAUGACAGCCUCCACAAACUCAUCAUCGUCGUUUGCGUCAAUCGAUGCGAUUUUCAGCCACCGAAACGAUUCGUCAGAGGCACUUGCAGGGUUGCUCGGUGUCCAGUUAGCGCCCAACUUACUGGCGCAUGGUGCACCUUUGGCAGGACCGCCUGACGACGGACAUGCCUCACGUUUUUCGUUCGCGAAUCCUGUUGACGUUAGUCGUGAUGGUACAAAUCAGGCCCCGGCUCGCUAUGAGUUGCUAGAUGGAACGACGACCAACAACCACGGCGCCGUUAGCAGGAUUGAUACUUCUCAUGCCGCGAGUGAUUUAAUGGUAUCUGCUGGAUAUACCUCAAUGACGGACCGGUCCGGUUUUCCACCAUUCCAAGGCUACCAACAGCAGCUGCACCACACGCCGCCACCGCUGCACCCUUCAAGAGCUUCGUCGGGAGAUGACAUGUGCAACAGUGUGCUGCCACAUAGCGGUACUCGUGCACUAGGUGUGGAUUCCAAUGGGCUUGCGUUUCUCCAGCAGAUGCUACCGAAUGUGAACAUUAGCCUCGGAGGUGACUAUUCUGGACUGUCUGGACCAUCUUUAGGUGCGAUGGAAUCAGCGGUUUCAUCUGCUCACACUUCCAACGCGGCUCGCAGCAGUCCAGGACGUCGGCUGUUCGCGCGCAGCCAGUGUGCUGGUAACAAUCUCGUUUCACCGGAUUUGUGGGAGGGUGGAAGUCUCAGCGCUCUUGGCUUUGAUGAGCAAUCUCGUUCUCGACGGGCAACGACAGGGUUGUCAUUCUGCGGCCCGGCCCUUGUGCCACCGCCGUCCAGUGAAUUUCCGAGUAGCUUCUACGGCUUCAGCUCCUCCAAUUCGAACGCCGGUGAAAGCGAGUGUCUACUCAUGCGUGGUGACUUUGACAACGAUGCAUAUCGUCGCUCGAGCUCGCUGAUCGACAACAGCUAG
This is a messenger RNA of Peronospora matthiolae, 2451 nucleotides long. NCBI's taxonomy places the organism in Eukaryota, Oomycota, Peronosporomycetes, Peronosporales, Peronosporaceae. The record is from the annotation of a GenBank genome assembly.